ACUACUAGUGCCAUGUGAUCAAGUGUAUUCAGCUGCACUCGAAUCUUCCUUACGCUACCCCUCUUCUUUUCCUCUUCUUUCCGUUUCUCAUUUCACUAUUUAUUAGCCUUCUCCUCCUUUACUUCUUCUCCGCCGCUCUCUCUUCACUCUCUCACUCUCACUCUUAACAUUACUACUUUACUUUAUUACUCUUACUAAUUUUUGAUCAACUUUUUUAGAGUUCGGUUCAAAACAAUGGAUCUCAAGGCCACGCUAUUGCUUGGCCUCAUCUGCAUUACCAUUGCCGUCGCAACUGGUCAAUCACCCGCUGCAUCACCCACCCAAUCACCACCCACCGCCACCCAACCACCACCGGCUAACACUCAACCACCUCAAGCUAGCCAGCCACCACCCGCUACUCAACCACCUCAAGCUAGCCAGCCUCCCCCAGCCACCCAACCACCUCAAGCUAGCCAGCCUCCUCAAGCUACCCAACCACCACCAGCCACCCAACCACCCACCAACGCACCACCACCAUCCACCACCCAAUCACCCCCACCAGUGGCUCAAGCCCCUCAGCAGUCCCCACCACCAGUGGGUACCCCACCACCAGUGGGUACCCCACCACCAGCCACCCCACCUCCAGUGGCUACCCCACCACCGGCUACUCCACCACCACCGGCUACUCCACCACCAGUGGCUACCCCACCACCAGUAGCCACCCCACCCGCUGUUACACCAGUGGCUGCACCAGCUAAGUCACCGGUUGCCGCUGCGCCAUCUCCAUCGCUUUCUUCUCCUCCAUCUCCUCCUUCUGAAGCACCUGGACCUAGUAUGGGAGGUGCUCUAUCUCCUGGACCUGCUUUGGGUCCUGCCUCGUCCGAUACCGAUGAUCAGAGUGGAGUAGAAAAGAUGUGGUCCGUUUCAAAGUUGAUUGGAAGCUUAGUUUCUGGAUGUGCUAUCCUUGCCUUGCUAUUUUAAGAGAAUCAGCUGCUUUUGGUUUUUCCCUGGGAUAUGUUGUCGCGAUAUUAAUUUCAUUUAUGUAAUAUUGGAUAUGUCAUUUUGUUCCCGCUCUCUUGUAUUUUGGAUUUAUACAUUCGAUCAGGUGGAUUCAUUUUUUUAUUUUGUGAGAUUUUUGAGGGUUAGUUUAUCUUCUUUCUGGGGUGAGACUUAUGUUGUAUGAGAUUGUAUUAGUAGUCGAUUUAGCUUAUUACUUUUAGUAAAUACUGCCUCUUCAUUCUUGUCUA
Molecule: messenger RNA, 1226 nt
Organism: Chenopodium quinoa (quinoa)
Lineage: Eukaryota; Viridiplantae; Streptophyta; Magnoliopsida; Caryophyllales; Amaranthaceae
Product: classical arabinogalactan protein 9-like
Exons: 2
Coding region: 235-960 (241 amino acids)
Cellular component (GO): plasma membrane
Source: RefSeq, a predicted model, not a curated record